Tripterygium wilfordii is the source of this 871-nucleotide messenger RNA. RefSeq lists its product as uncharacterized. Bases 65 to 871 code for a protein of 268 amino acids. The transcript has a single exon. The record is from RefSeq and is a predicted model, not a curated record. Lineage: Eukaryota; Viridiplantae; Streptophyta; Magnoliopsida; Celastrales; Celastraceae. Gene Ontology annotation, molecular function: polysaccharide binding.
UUCUCAAUUGAAUUAUAUAGCUCUACACAAACAAGAGAGAAUUACAUGAAUAACAAACAUUUCAAUGUCUCAAAAUAAGCUUCUCCUUGCUGCCUUCUUUGCCUUUCUUGCAUUCCAAUUUCAUGUAUCCCAUGGCUGGAGGUAUGAUGUUAAACGCAUACCUUACGAGUGUACACAAGCUCCUUCUUCAUGUGGCAAUAUCCUCAACAUCUCAUACCCAUUUCGACUCAAAGGAGACUCUCCAGACUGUGGUGACCCCAUCUACGAACUCUCUUGCCAUAACAAUCAAACUAUACUCAGCUUGGAUUCUCAAACAUACUUGGUGAAGGAUAUCGACUACUACAACAGCACAAUCCGGAUUGCCGAUGUUGGCGUCCAGCUUGGUAAUUGCUCCUCCAUGCCUAUCAAUUCUUUAUCAAUCUUUUUUUAUGUAACACAUAUAGAAUACGGUGGAUGCUACUAUGCGCCGUAUGAUUUUCCACGAAGACUCUACGAUCUAGCUUAUGUAAGCUGUGAAAGUCCAGUGAAUUCUAGCACUUAUGUGGAUGCUUCUCCCUGUAUAAUCCAAACCAACUCAACCAACAACACAAGAUCAUAUCAUUAUGUUGUGGUUGGUGAUUUUAAGAAUACAGACUUGAAGGUCAACUGUGCCUUUGAUUUCCUCUCAUAUACAUUUUUAGAUGGCAACUACAAUAACUAUUCUUACAUGGACAUCCAUAAGAAGCUUGUUUAUGGUGUGGAGGUUUCUUGGGCUACAAUUUCAUGUGCUGCUUGUAGAGGAGAUGGUUUUUGUCGUCUAGAGAACAACACCAUUAUCCAAAGCUGCUUAAGUGAAGGAUACUGCUCUAAGUGCAACUUACGAUGUGAGUAA